AUGCAACAACAAGUCUCGAACAAACCAACAAUCUCCUCAACGCAACAAACCAUCAACACCAACAAGCUCUCCAACAACAAAACUCCCCAACGCAACAGCAAAUCUCCAACAAACCAACAAAACUCUUCAACACCAACAAGCUCCCAACGCAACAACAAACUCUCCAACAAACCAACAAGCUCUCCAACACCAACAAGCUCCCCAGUGCGACAACAAGCUUCCAACAAACCAACAAGCUCUCAACACACCAACAAGCUCUCCAACACCCACAACAAACUCUCCAACACACCAACAAGCUCCCACAACGCAACAACAAGCUCUCCAACGCACCAACAAAACUUUCCAACACACCAACAAUCUCCUCAACACACCAACAAGCUCUCCGACACACCAACAAGCUCUUCAACACACCAACAAGCUCUCCGACACCAACAAGCUCUUCAACACGCAACAAAACUCUCCAACACCAACAAGCUCCCAACGCAACAACAAGCUCUCAACGCACCAACAAGUCUCCAACACCAACAAUCUCCUCAACGCACCAACAAAAUCCCCAACACCAACAAGCUCUCCAACACACCAACAAACUCUUCAACACACCAACAAGCUCUCCAACAUACCAACAAGCUCCAACGCAACUAG
This is a messenger RNA of Homarus americanus (American lobster), 642 nucleotides long. RefSeq names its product putative protein TPRXL. Bases 1 to 642 code for a protein of 213 amino acids. The record is from RefSeq and is a predicted model, not a curated record. The transcript has a single exon. NCBI's taxonomy places the organism in Eukaryota, Metazoa, Arthropoda, Malacostraca, Decapoda, Nephropidae.